Messenger RNA from Porites lobata, 737 nucleotides. The record is from the annotation of a GenBank genome assembly. Lineage: Eukaryota; Metazoa; Cnidaria; Anthozoa; Scleractinia; Poritidae.
AAGGAAGCAAAGGAAUAUAAAGUGAAAGAUUCGAAAAUUAAAUACAAACGAAUUCCAAUUGAAGUCAAAUAUCCAAAUGGAAAGAAAGGAGCUUUGGUAAUCGAAACUCCACUUCUUUUUUCUUUUGGCGUAAACAAAAAGAAGAACCAAGAAACAAACAAGUUAAUUGGCUACAGCAUUCCGAUAUGUCUCUGGGCAAAAGAUAGCGAGCCAAAUCCUAAAGAAAAAGCAUUAUUGAAGCUAUUAACAAUAUAACAACUACUUGCCAGCAAUAUCUAGAGAAUGAAUACGGAGCAGAUUUAGCAUCAUCUCUUUCUUCACCAUUUCAUUACAAACAGGUUGAGUAUACAGAUAAGAAAGGAAAAAAGAAAACUAAGAGAGACACUUCAGCCGCGCCAGUACUUUACACAAAACUUAUUUACUCAGAAAAAUCAAAGAAAAUUCUUUCUUUGUUUAGGACAAAGGGAAAUAAAGAUUUAAAUCCUUUUAAAUAUAUUAAUCAGUAUUGUAAUGUGCGUAUGGCUUUAAUUAUAGAAGGGAUAUUUAUCAGUAAAACUGUUGUAUCUCUCCACAUCAAAGUAAAUGAGUGUUAUGUUAAACAAUUGAAACCUCGGCAGUCUUUACUUACAAUUCAAGAAAGUGAUGAUGAAAGUGAAAGUGAUACUGAGACUGUUGAGCAAAGUGAGGUUGAUAAUAUUGAAGACCUAGUUAUCUCUGAUAAAGAGCAGAAUGAGUGA